AUGAGUAGAUCUGAUUCCGUGGUGAGUCUAAACGUCGGCGGCCACAUCUACACAACAGCCCGAUCCACCCUGACCCGUUUCCGAGACUCCAUGUUGGGCGCCAUGUUUGGUGGAGACUUUGACACCUUGCGGGACGACCAGGGGAGGUACUUCAUAGAUCGGAACGGCAGGCUGUUCGAAUAUGUGCUCAACUUCCUCCGUACAACCCAGCUGGUCCUUCCUGAGGACUUCAAGGAACUCCCUCAGCUCGAGAUUGAGGCUGACUUCUACCAGAUCCAACCGCUCAUAGAAGCUCUGAAAAGUUACAAGCCUAGGCCUCGUUCAGAACCCCCCGUGCCGUGCGAAGUUGUUGUUCUUUCCAUACGCCGAUUUGGAUUCAAUUCUGGAUUGCCACCAAUUGUCGAAGUCAGCGCUAGUAGUAGGGAAGUUAAGGAUAUGGUGCGUUAUUCUGGAUCAGGCACCGGUCAUGAUGGCAUGGCACGCAUGCUCAGAACACUGCACAAUGGUGGUUUUAUAGUGGAGAGUCAUGUUGCUUUCGGGUCCGACCAAGAAAAAAUGGUCUUAGUACGAAAAUUGGUCAGGAAUUCUUCAGAUAGCAAAUAAGGUUCCGUUGAUAGAUCUUAAAAUUCCUAUGCCUAUAUACAAUAGUGCUGGUAGAUGUAAGGUACAAUAUCAUAUUACUAUAUUAAUAUACUAUAUUAUACUAUAUUAAAUGGAUUGAUAGCUAAAAAAAUUAUCCUUGCGUGUGUUUAAGUAUGGUAGUGUUUUUCCGUUGAAUUGGUUAUUCUCUUGUAAGUAAGACAAGUAACUAAAUAAUCAUAUCAUUUU
This is a messenger RNA of Branchiostoma floridae (Florida lancelet), 828 nucleotides long. RefSeq names its product BTB/POZ domain-containing protein KCTD6-like. The coding region runs from base 1 to 603 and encodes 200 amino acids. Gene Ontology annotation, molecular function: protein binding. NCBI's taxonomy places the organism in Eukaryota, Metazoa, Chordata, Leptocardii, Amphioxiformes, Branchiostomatidae. The record is from RefSeq and is a predicted model, not a curated record. The transcript has 2 exons. Gene Ontology annotation, biological process: protein homooligomerization.